CAACCGAAAAAAAGCUAUUAAGAAUACCGUUGCGUUUGAAAAUAUAUAAAAUGGUGCGUAAAGUUCUUAAAGGUGGUGUUUCCACAGGAAAUACUCUACGAUCAAAUCCAUCCAGACAUUAUGCAUCUCAAUCAGGAAUAACGUUUUCGACAUCAGGGACCACCAGUGCUCAUAAAAAACAAGAGUUUGAAGAAGCAAAUUUCCUGGGCUUCGAUGGAAUCUUCUAUUCUCUAAAUAAGAAAGGAAGGUGGUUACUUCCAGAAUUAAUCAAAGAAGAAAUAGAGACCAGUUUAACGAAGCUAAAGUACAGUGUUGCCUUAAUCGAAUCACAUAAACUUAACAAAGAAAACAAUUGCCUUGGAUAUUAUACUAAUAAAGGUAGGACAAAGAAAGUAAUCCCAAAGAAAGGUAAAUAUAUAAAUAGACCGAACGAAAAGAACUUAAAUGGUGCUCAAAAUAAAACCGAGAAUGUUCCUUUGCUUGUGUACGACGUUGUUUAUCCAUGCCCAGCACAAAGUUCUAUUGUCUCAAAUCCAAAAUUCAUAAAAAACGAAUCUGACCAUAGUUUAAUAAAACACAAAAUUAAACACAGAAGAAACCAACGAAGGUUUCUGGAGGACAUUACCUCAGUGGAAGAUGAAUUAGAGUUCAUCCAGGACGUGUCUGAUGCUGAUGAUGCAGUUUCUUAUGAAGACGAAAUAUACAUGAACACCGGAACGAGGUCCGAAAUCUGUGAUUUCCUUACACACUCUCUUAUCGAAACGUUAACAUUGAUAAAUCCAAGCAACGAAAAUUACGAAGUGGGCUUAAAUGCCAAAAGAAAACUAAUGAUGAGGGACGAUUAA
Messenger RNA from Patella vulgata (common limpet), 845 nucleotides. RefSeq lists its product as uncharacterized. Bases 51 to 845 code for a protein of 264 amino acids. The transcript is spliced from 2 exons. The record is from RefSeq and is a predicted model, not a curated record. Lineage: Eukaryota; Metazoa; Mollusca; Gastropoda; Patellidae.